CGAGAGAGAGAGGCAGGACCCGCCGCUCCGCACAGACACAACAGACCACUUCCACUCGACCCACGGCCUCGCGACAUGGCUUCAAAGUGCCCCAAGUGCGACAAGACGGUGUAUUUUGCUGAGAAGGUGGCGUCACUGGGGAAGGACUGGCACAAGUUGUGUCUCAAGUGUGACCGCUGCAACAAGCUGCUGACCGCCGGAGGCCACGCUGAGCACGAUGGCCGGCCCUACUGCCACAAACCGUGCUAUGCUGCCCUCUUUGGGCCGAAAGGUGUGAACAUCGGCGGCGCCGGCUCUUACGUCUACGACGCUCCCGCCAACAGCAACCCGUCACACGCCAGCGGGGACUCAGCCCCCAAAGCCGAGGAGAAGCGAGUGUUCGCCCCGAAGCCGGCAUCCAAAGCUGCUGGCAUUACCACCUUCUCCGGAGAGGCCAACUUGUGUCCCCGAUGCAAAAAGAAGGUGUAUUUCGCCGAGAAGGUGACGUCCCUGGGUAAGGACUGGCAUCGACCCUGCCUGCGCUGCGAGAGGUGCAGCAAGACUCUGGCUCCUGGCAGCCACGCGGAGCACGACGGCCAGCCCUACUGCCACAAGCCGUGCUACGCCGUUCUCUUCGGGCCCAAAGGCGUGAACACCGGCGGUGUUGGCAGCUACAUCUAUGAGAAGGAGCCCAGUGCAGUGACCCAGCCUUGAACCCGUUUGUCCCCCUCAGCUUCACCCCCCUCUUCACACCGCUGACCGCCAACCGCAGUAUUAUUAUUAUUCGUCGCCUGUUCUUCUUCCUCCCGCCUCUCGGAUCCUUUUCCCUUCAUGCUGACCCUCGUCCCCCGGCUGAUUUUAUAGAUGUAUCUCCCACAGGUUGCUACAAAUACUCUUUAUCAUUUGUACGAAGGUCUUAUCUUUAAAUGUUGCGGUGGGAUGUCUGUUUAUUUGAGAUGACGUAUGUUUUGGUUUGACGAGAGAUGCGAUUCUCAGGUUUUUGGGGAGGUGCAUUGUGGGUAGAGUUGACAACCAGAGCUUACUUUUUUUUUUUUUUAUCUUGGAGGCCGCUGCUGCUGCAUGUGGUGCUCAGGUAGCACGGUGCCAAUAAAUCUGUAUUUAAUAAACUAAUAAAAUGCCAUAUUUUGCAUUCUGCCCGGACAACAUUCCUGAUGUAUAACAUUAUAUUUUAAAGCCCCAACAUAUUGUAGAAAAAGGUGGGAGGGUUGAUCUCUUAGGGGACUGUUACAGGCUUUUCAAACUGUUUAAUGUCAAAAUCUGGAUAAUGCGCUAAAUAACUUAAUAAAUGACAUGUUUAUUGUAUUAAUGAGGCAGAAUGUGGGCGACGGGAGGAACAGCAACGUGUAUUUAUAGCUUCAUAUGGAGUCCUCGAGUGAAUUAAGGUUAAAGGUCAAACGAGGCGACGUAAGCUGUAUAAAUCUCUACCAUCGAGAUCUCUGCUGUUACUUUUUUCCGAGAGAUGACGCACUAUUUAAAGUCUUGUUGUUAUUGACAGCAGCUUAGCGAGUAGAAACACUGCAGACAAGUCAUCUGAGAGGAUGUGCAUCGAGUAUUAUUGUUUGUCUCCUACCUGUUGUCCAUCCAAUAAACAGAAACUCUUCAUCUGA
Molecule: messenger RNA, 1607 nt
Organism: Pseudoliparis swirei
Lineage: Eukaryota; Metazoa; Chordata; Actinopteri; Perciformes; Liparidae
Gene: crip2
Product: cysteine-rich protein 2
Exons: 8
Coding region: 76-693 (205 amino acids)
Source: RefSeq, a predicted model, not a curated record